AUGGCAGACAAAGAACUUACGAAGGAAGAGGAGGCAGCAGCACGCAUCAAGGAAGAAGAAGAGCAAGCUGCUCUCCCCUACAAAUGGGCCCAAGCAAUUGGUGACCUGGACAUUACCGUCGAAGUACCCGGAAACCUCAAAGGAAAGGACCUCAAUGUCGACAUCAAGAAGAAGAAGCUUGUCCUAGGAAUCAAAGGCCAAGAGCCCAUCAUCAACGGCGACCUCCCACACGAAAUACACGUCGAUGAGUCAACCUGGACGCUCACUACCUCCCCCUCUGGCACCAAAAUCCUCGAGCUACAUUUGGACAAGGUGAACAAGAUGCAAUGGUGGGAACACGUCAUUACCACGGCGCCAAAGAUAGAUGUCACAAAGAUCCAGCCGGAGAACAGCAAGUUGGGAGACUUGGAUGGUGAGACGAGGGGCAUGGUUGAGAAGAUGAUGUAUGAUCAGCGGCAGAAGGAGAUGGGGAAGCCGACUAGUGAUGAGCAGAAGAAACUGGACAUGUUGAAGAAGUUCCAGGACCAGCACCCUGAACUCGACUUCAGCAAGGCUAAGAUGAAUUAAGGAAGGGGUGGGGGGAAGCCUGUGAUGUUGGUGAGCAUGGUACGGUGUUAUGGGUAAUCGGAUUGAAGCCAGUGAUUCAUGGACAAAUGAGCAAAAGUUAUUCUGAAAUGAACACAAUCACACUCUUUCCUGGAGGAUAUUGUUUAAAGUUAACUCGAGUAUGAAAAUGGGGUGCGACUUUGUGAAUGUCCGUAUCCUGACG
Molecule: messenger RNA, 769 nt
Organism: Hyaloscypha bicolor E
Lineage: Eukaryota; Fungi; Ascomycota; Leotiomycetes; Helotiales; Hyaloscyphaceae
Product: CS-domain-containing protein
Exons: 4
Coding region: 1-567 (188 amino acids)
Biological process (GO): protein folding
Cellular component (GO): cytoplasm
Source: RefSeq, a predicted model, not a curated record